This is a messenger RNA of Pediculus humanus corporis (human body louse), 756 nucleotides long. Its product is annotated as thiamine pyrophosphokinase, putative. NCBI's taxonomy places the organism in Eukaryota, Metazoa, Arthropoda, Insecta, Psocodea, Pediculidae. Gene Ontology annotation, biological process: thiamine metabolic process; thiamine diphosphate biosynthetic process. The coding region runs from base 1 to 756 and encodes 251 amino acids. Gene Ontology annotation, molecular function: thiamine diphosphokinase activity; thiamine binding; ATP binding. The record is from RefSeq and is a predicted model, not a curated record. The transcript is spliced from 4 exons.
AUGCCAAAAUACGUUUGGAAUAAUUUAAAAAUAAAAAAGGAUUUAAAUACAAUAAAAAUUGAUUUUGCACUUUUAAUAUUAAAUCAACCUAUAACAUGUGAUCCGGAAUUUAUUAAAACCUUAUGGACGAAAGCUCAGAUUCGCGGUUUGGUCGAUGGCGGAUCGAAUAGAUGGUUGGAUUUUAUUAAAGAACAAAAUUGUGAAAAUUUACAACUUCCAGAUUUCAUUUCCGGUGAUUUCGAUUCAAUACUACCGGAAACUAAAAAUUAUUUCGAAAGUAAAAAUGUUACACUCGUACCGACACCCGAUCAAAAUUACACGGAUUUUACAAAAGCUUUAAAAUAUAUAAAAAAAGAAAUCGAAGAAAAAAAUUUAAACGUCAAAAAUAUAUUUGUCAUAUGUGAAAAUGGCGGUCGUUUCGAUCAAAUAAUGGGUAACGUAAACACGUUGCAUUGUUCCAUCGAUUUAUAUACACACAUUGAUAUAACGUUAAUAUCCAGCGAAUCCGUCACGUGGGUAUUACCACCUGGAGAACACGUGAUAAAUGUACCUGAUUAUUUUAUUGAAAAAAAAUACACUUGCGGUUUGAUACCGUUUCGAGGUGGUACAAUAAUAACAACCAGAGGUUUAAAAUGGAAUUUGAAUAAAACCGUCAGCGAAUUUGGUAAAUUGAUAAGUUGUUGUAAUUUAUAUUCGUCGAAUGAAAUUUACGUUAAAUGUAGCAAACAUUUAUUAUGGACAUCAGAAUAUUGUUAA